Molecule: messenger RNA, 2348 nt
Organism: Salvia splendens (bonfire salvia)
Lineage: Eukaryota; Viridiplantae; Streptophyta; Magnoliopsida; Lamiales; Lamiaceae
Product: pentatricopeptide repeat-containing protein At2g36240
Exons: 5
Coding region: 452-1870 (472 amino acids)
Molecular function (GO): protein binding
Source: RefSeq, a predicted model, not a curated record
CCUUUCAUGAUUACCAUCUGCACACUUUGCUCACACACACUCACACUGACUGCGACAAACACGAAGCCACUUCUCUCCGGCGACCGCCGCGCAGGCCGCAGGCACCUCCAUCGUGUCUCCCUCUCUGUCUCGACCCCUCUCUCUUCAUACCCACACACGUUCCAUCUCUUUCUCUUUUUGGUGAGCAACUGUCCGGCCGAUUCUGCUGCUGCCAUCGUCGGAUUCCGGCAACUCUAGGGCAGUCUUGUCUAUCCUCUAUGCAAGUGACCUUAUACCGAGAGACAACACGGGCAAGGAGUGGCAACUGGCAAAUGAGGUGAUUCCUAUGCAGCUGUCCUGCCUUGCAGAGAAGUAAAUUUGGGGGCAGGAGAAUAAAGAUUGUGUAAAACGGCGUCGCUGUAUCGUUUAGGCACAUACAAGAGACGGUGGAGCAACCCAUAAUCACGGUGGCAUGUCAGCCCUAAAAAGAUUCUCCAAAUCCCGACACCACCCUGCACCACUGCCACCGCCGCAACAACCACCCUACAUCUCCGCCUUAACUCCCCCCACCUCCUCAGCCACCGCUCAAACCCUAUUAACCAACCUCACUGCCUUAUUCCAAUCAUCCCUCAGAAAACCAGCAAUCGCCAUCACACCACAAGACCUCCUCCACUUCUUAAAAUCCCGCCUGCGCCACCACCCCACUCUCAGCCACCUCGACUUCCACCUCUUCCGCUAUGCCUCCACGCUAGACUCCUUCCGCCAUGAUCACUCCACGCUCGAGUACAUGGUGCGCGCUCUGGUAUCCACUGACCGUCUCGACUCCCUCUCCUCGCUCCUAGACUUCAUUUCCUCCAACCCCUGCCCAUGCUCUGACGGUAUAUUCUCAUGCCCUAGAACGGAGCCUAUCUUCCGCGUUUCAAUUACUUCAUUUUGUAGGGCAGGUAGAUUUGAUGAUGCACUCCACGCCUUUGAUAUAAUGAAACGGUUAAUCGAUGGGAAACCCAAUGCUGCCUUGUAUAAUAUUGUCAUCCAUGGUUUUGUGAAGCUCGGUAAAUUGGAUAGAGCAGUGGACUUCUAUGGAAGAAUGCUUAGAAAUAGAGUAAAUCCUGAUGCAAUCACUUUUAAUAUCUUGAUUAGUGGCUAUUGUAGGAAUAAUAAGUUUGAUUUAGCAUUGGAGGUGUUUAGGGAGAUGAAGGAAAAAGGUUGUCUUCCAAAUGUGGUUAGUUUUAACACAUUGAUCAAGGGCUUCUUCCGGGAUGGGAAGGUGGAGCAGGCGGUUGGGAUGGCGCAUGAGAUGACUGAGAUGGGGUGCGAGUUCUCAUGUGUAACGUGUGAGAUCUUGGUUGAUGGACUUGGUAGAAAAGGGAAGGUGAUUGAAGCAGCUGAUUUAAUGAUUGGUUUUUUUAGGAAAGGAGUUUUGCCAAAGGGGUUUGACUAUUUUGUAUUGGUUGAGAUGCUUUGUGCUGAUGGGAACAUGAAGCGGGCACUUGAUUUGGUGAAUGAGUUGUGGGACAAUGGCUAUGCACCGAGCUUGAUUGCCUGCACGACUUUGGUUGAAAGUUUACGUAGAACUGGUAGGACUGAGAAGUCAGUUGAUCUAAUGAAAAAAAUGCUCAAUGAAGGGAUAUUACCGGAUACAGUGACGUUUAGUUGUCUACUAGAAGAUAUGUGUGGUAGAGGAGGCACGUUGGAAGCAAAUAAGCUGCGGCUGCUGGCUUCAAAGAAGGGUUUGCAUCCAGAUGGUAUGGUGUACAGGAUUUUGGUUUCGGGUUACACAAGAGAAGGGAGAAGAAAAGAGAGGGAAGUUUUGGUGAAUGAGAUGUUCGAUAAAGGGUUUAUACCUGAUAUUGCAACUUACAAUGUGCUGAUGAAUGGCCUUUCCAGAUGAACUCAAGAAUUCUCAACUACUGCUUUAGAAACCUAAUAGCAUACAUUCCCCUGCAGUGGCAUCACGACAAAAGAUAACCCAUCUCAGUUGACGUUUCCAGGUAGUGGGAUCCUAAUUAUUAUAGGAGAUGAAGAUCAAGAGAAAGUGAUGGUGGGAUGAACUUCAUUGAAACUCAUGUACCGUUUCCUCGGAAAAGAGUCAGAGAAGGAGGAAAUGAGGAUGUUUUUUAGGGGGUAAUGAUUCAAAGAAGCAAUCUUGAUUUGGUGGGACUGAUCUUCGUCGUAUUUUUGGUUGCUGAUUGUCAGUAUUCUGAGAAGAUUAUUUUCUGUUCUGAAUAAUAGGAUAUUGAGCUCACCCCUGCAAUGAUCAAUUAAUUACAUUGAGCACAGAAAGAAAAAUUUAUCAUUGUAUAUUGCAUAUCACUGUGUUAACUCGUUGGAUUGAUUUAUUAUGAGAUUAUUUGCAGUCUGUUUAUAUA